AUGUCAAACAGCAACACAACACAGGAGUCUCUGGAAAUAAUGAAGGAGUCUGAAAAAAAGGUGGUUGAGGAGUCUGUGAACAAAACCAAAUAUGUAUCCAGGUCACCAAGCAAGGAGGAAGCAGAGAAGGAUGGGGGGGAGGAGGUCAGCGUGCGCCAGGAAUCUCAGAGGCGAACUUCCAGUCAUGGACAUGCCAGAAAAAGAGCCAAGUCUAAUUCAAAACUUAAACUGGUCAGGAGUUUGGCUGUAUGUGAAGAAUCGUCUAGUCCCUUUGUAGAUGGGCUGCUGGAGUCCCAGGACAUCAUUCAGUUGCACAUUAGCUGCCCCUCUGACAAGGAAGAGGAAAAGUCCACGAAAGAUGGGGCUGAGAAAGAAGAAAAAGACAAGAAUAAAGAAAAGGCACCAAGGAGAAUGCUGUCUCGAGAUUCCAGCCAGGAAUAUACAGACUCCACUGGAAUAGAUUUGCAUGAAUUUUUAGUAAAUACACUGAAAAAAAACCCACGGGACAGAAUGAUGCUACUGAAGUUAGAACAGGAGAUUCUGGAGUUUAUUAGUGAUAACAAUAAUCAGUUUAAGAAGUUCCCUCAGAUGACCUCAUACCACAGGAUGCUGCUGCACCGGGUAGCUGCCUACUUCGGCAUGGACCAUAAUGUUGACCAAACUGGAAAGGCGGUCAUUAUCAACAAGACCAGUAACACACGAAUCCCUGAGCAGAGGUUCUCUGAGCACAUCAAAGAUGAGAAGAAUGCAGAGUUUCCACAGAGGUUUAUCCUAAAACGAGAUGAUACCAGCAUGGACCGAGAUGAUAAUCAGACUGGCCAGAAUGGUUAUCUCACCGACGGCAGAAUCUCCAAAGAAGGCUUUUCUUCUAGUUCUCACAAACGGAGGCAGAUUUUUAGGGGCAACCGGGACAGUUUGAACCGGGCCUCAGGCAGCCGCCAGAGCAGCACAGAGAGCGAGAUAAAGUCGCUGGAGCCUCGGCCGUGGAGCAGCACAGACUCAGAUGGCUCCAUCCGCAACCUGCGACCACCUGUUACCAAAGCCAGCAGCUUCAGUGGCAUCUCCAUCCUGACACGGGGGGACAGCAUUGGGAGUAGCAAAGGCAGCACUGCCAGCAGAACGUCCCGGGCAGGUUUGGUACUAGGUGCCCCUGAAGCAUGCAGCCAAUCCCCUUCUGCACAGCCCAGCCGUGGCCUUCUACCCUGCACAGCCCAGCAGCCUCAACCGCAGCCACCCCAACAGCCACCACCCCAGCCCCAAGGACUUCCACCUGCAGCCCAGCAGCAGCCAGCCAUGAGUAACCACAUGAUAUCCCAGGCCGAUGAACUCAGCAACCCCUUUGGGCAGAUCAGCCUCAGCCGACAGGGCUCUACAGAAGCACCGGAUCCUUCCUCAGCUAUGUUCCAGUCAUCCCUCAUCACCCAGCAUCCUCAGCAGACAGGAUUCAUCAUGGCAACCCCUGGGCAGCCCAUUCCCACCUCCAACUACUCCGCCUCAGGGCACACAGCCCCCACACAGCAGGUGCUGCAGCCCCAGGGCUACAUUCAGCCUCCCCAGCAAAUUCAGGUUUCUUACUACCCUCCUGGGCAGUACCCGAACUCCAGCCAGCAAUACCGAUCUCUCAGUCACCCAGUGGCCUACAGCUCCCAGCGCACUCAGCAGCUCCCCCAGCAGUCCCAGCAGCCUGGUUUACAGCCAAUGAUGUCCAACCAGCAGCAAACAUACCAAGGUGUAAUGGGAGUGCAGCAGGCGCAGCCCCCUGGCCUUCUCAGCAGCCAGAGGAGCAGUAUGGGGAGCCAGAUGCAAGGCCUGAUGGUCCAGUACACUCCACUGCCUUCGUACCAGGUUCCUGUGGCCAAUGAGUCCCAGAGCGUGGUCCAGCAGCCCUUCCAGCAGCCAGUGCUUGUACCAGCCAGCCAGUCUGUUCAGGGGGGGCUUCAGGCUGGAGGGGUACCCAUCUACUACAGCGUCAUCCCAACCGCCCAGCAGAACGGCACAAGCCCUUCGGUGGGGUUCCUUCAGCCACCUGGCUCUGAACAGUAUCAGAUGCCACAGUCCCCAUCACCCUGCAGCCCACCACAGAUGCAGCAGCAGUAUUCAGGGCAGAAGCCAGGAGACCUGUACAACCCAGACACCAGUGCUCAGGCCAGCACGCAGCUGAACAGCCCCAUCACGUCCCCCACCCAAUCCCCGACGCCGUCUCCUGUCACCAACCUCAACAGUGUCUGCACGGGGCUGAGCCCUCUCCCUGUCCUCACACAGUUCCCCCGGCCCAUGGGCCCAGCACAAGGUGAUGGGCGCUACUCAUUGCUGGGCCAGCCACUGCAGUAUAAUCUGUCUAUCUGUCCCCCACCGCUGCUCCACAACCAGCCCAACUACAAUGCACACCAGGGGCAGACUGGAAUGAAACAUGGAAACCGGAGCAAGAGACAGGCCCUCAAGUCAGCAUCCACUGACCUUGGGACAAGUGAUGUAGUGCUGGGCCGAGUGCUGGAGGUGACAGACCUGCCCGAGGGCAUCACGCGGACAGAGGCUGACAAGCUCUUCACCCAACUCGCCAUGGCUGGUGCCAAAAUCCAGUGGCUCAAAGAGACUCAGGGGCGCCGUGGAGAUGGAGGUGGCGGGGACAACAACGGGACUCCAGAGAACGGCAGGCACAGUGACCUCGCUGCCUUAUACACCAUCGUGGCCGUGUUCCCCAGCCCACUGGCUGCCCAGAAUGCCUCCCUCCGCCUCAACAACUCCCUCAGCCGCUUCAAGCUGCGUGUGGCCAAAAAGAACUACGACUUGCGGGUGCUGGAGCGUGCCAGCUCACAGUAG
Messenger RNA from Cariama cristata (Red-legged seriema), 2820 nucleotides. RefSeq names its product R3H domain containing 2 (gene R3HDM2). The transcript is spliced from 23 exons. Gene Ontology annotation, molecular function: nucleic acid binding. The record is from RefSeq and is a predicted model, not a curated record. The coding region runs from base 1 to 2820 and encodes 939 amino acids. NCBI's taxonomy places the organism in Eukaryota, Metazoa, Chordata, Aves, Cariamiformes, Cariamidae.